Molecule: messenger RNA, 4611 nt
Organism: Scleropages formosus (Asian bonytongue)
Lineage: Eukaryota; Metazoa; Chordata; Actinopteri; Osteoglossiformes; Osteoglossidae
Gene: arid5b
Product: AT-rich interaction domain 5B
Exons: 10
Coding region: 57-3560 (1167 amino acids)
Biological process (GO): regulation of transcription by RNA polymerase II
Cellular component (GO): nucleus
Molecular function (GO): transcription cis-regulatory region binding
Source: RefSeq, a predicted model, not a curated record
AUUGAAGCCAACAAGUUUGGAGAGAAUGUUGAGUUGAAUCAAUUCAGAGCGUCGAGAUGGAGCCCAACUCACCCCAGUGGGUCGGCUCACCUUGCGGGUUGCACGGACCGUACGUUUUCUACAAGGCUUUCAGGUUUCACCUUGAAGGCAAGCCGAGGAUCUUGUCCCUGGGAGACUUUUUCUUUGUACGAUGCAAGCCGGAGGAUCCCAUUUGCAUCGCGGAGCUCCAGCUGUUGUGGGAAGAAAGGACGACCAAGCAACUUUUAUCCAGCUCCAAACUUUAUUUCCUCCCAGAAGACACUCCCCAGGGAAGAACUGUCAAUCACGGAGAGGACGAAAUCGUCGCCGUCUCCGAGAAAGUCAUCGUCAAGUUGGAGAACCUGAUCAAAUGGAUGGUGUCAGACUCCUCCACAUGGACACGUGGCCUCAAGGCCGUGCCGCUGAAGCCGGCGGUGCUACGGGAGCUGGGCAAGAAUGGCCAGAGGGAGGCACUACACAAGUACCGCGAGUCAACGCUCAACAGCGGCCUCAACUUCAAGGAUGUGUUAAAGGAGAAGGCCGAACUCGGCGAGGACAGCGAGGAGCGGAGAGUCCUGGUCCUGAGCUACCCGCAGUACUGCCGCUACCGCUCAGUGAUUGCCCGGCUGCGCGAGCGGCCCUCCUCCCUCCUGACGGACCAUGUGGUGCUGGCGCUGGGGGGCGUGGCCUCCCUGGGCAGCGACACCCGCAUCCUGUACUGCCGCGACACCUUCGAGCACCCCACGCUCAUUGAGAACGAGAGCAUCUGCGACGAGUUCGCGCCGAACCUAAAGGGCCGACCGCGGAAGAAGAAGCUCUCCAUCUCCCAGCGCCGCGACUCCCAGAGCCAGAGCACCGGCAAGGAGGCCGGCAGCCCCGAGGCCAAGCCCUCUGCCAAGGUUAAAAGCGACUCUAAGGCAGCGCCGGCCAGGCCCAAGGGCAACGGCAGCUGCAAAAAGGCAUCGGCCGAGGAGAAGGCCUCGGCCGGGGCAGGUGAGGAGUGCCGGGAGGACGAGCAGGCCUUCCUAGUAGCUCUGUACAAAUACAUGAAAGAGAGGAAAACGCCCAUUGAGAGGAUCCCCUACCUCGGCUUCAAGCAGAUAAACCUUUGGACUAUGUUUCAAGCUGCUCAAAAACUAGGAGGAUACGAGCAGAUCACAGCCCGCCGCCAGUGGAAGAAUGUGUACGAUGAGCUGGGCGGCAACCCGGGCAGCACCAGCGCCGCCACCUGCACGCGAAGGCAUUACGAGAGGCUCAUCCUCCCGUACGAGAGGUACACCAAAGGAGAGGAGGACAAGCCCCUUCCCCCGGCCAAACCCCGAAAGGCGGAGGCCGGCGCCCAGGAGGGGGUCGCCAAGACAAAGGUGGUCAUCGCCAAGCGUCCCAAAGACGAACAAAACCAGAAGCCCAAGACUGAAAAGGACGUCUCGGUGAAAAGCCCGGAACCUUCCCUGGUGCCUGAUGAUGAGACGAAAACCCAAGUGGAAGCCAGCGUACAGUUGGAGGCUCAGCAACUUCUCAAGGAAAAGUGCGACACCAGAAAGGAGGAAGAACAAGGCGAAGUGGAAGAGUUACGGAUCACCUCGAAGGAGGAUGCCAUGACCGGAAAGGUGGAGGAGAAGCCGGCACUUCGGGCACCACCUUGGGAGAAUGGCACGUCUGACCAGGUCACACAGGACAAACCAACCUCACCUCAGACUACAGCCAAGUGUGUUGAACUCCAGGAGAAACUCAGUCUUGAGCUGCCUCAGGAAGGGACCGCUCCGAAGCCGCUGCAUCUACCCUACACUCCCUAUCAAAACGACAUGCCCGAAAGUGGUACUCCGGGCUCUGUAGGCGCGGGGGACUCAUCUGUCGUUAAGGAGCCCCAAACUCAUGUCGGCAUGGUGCUACCCACUUUGAAGCAGAAGCCUUCGCAGACCUUCGCAGUUUCGGAGGUCAUCCCAGAGAAAGAAGAACUUUCCAGCAAGGAUGACUCAUGCGCUGGAUACACAUCGAUGGCAUACCCUAGAGUCAAUUCCGGUAUUAUGUCACCUCUGGCAAAGAAGAAGCUGUUGUCUCAGGUCAGUGGGACUGGAUUGCCUAACAGUUAUUCCUUUGGCCAACCUCCACCCUUAAUCAACACAAAAUGCACAAGCAGUGGUGCCAAUGACCUAACUCCACUACAGAGUCAGCUGGGGUCCGUUGCAGAGACUGUGGUAGUAAACAGACCAUCUGUCAUCCAACAUGCCCAAAGCUUCAGGGCCCGAAACACCGAGGAGAGGAAACCUUUGGGAGAUGAUCUGGCACGUGAUUCUUCUGGGAAGUCGGAGACCCAGAUGAGUUCAAUAGGGGAGCCAUACUUGUUAAGGACUGACUUGUUGAAGUCCCAGGACAACAUGGAGAAAACAGCAGAGAAGCAGGUGUUACAUCCAACCCAGGUGCCGAGCUAUAUGGGCGACUUCUACCCCUCUGCACACUUUCACAGCCUCUACAGACAGACAGAGCACCACAGGAGGAAGGAGCAGAUGACCAAAUAUUUGGGCAGAGAGCAACUUUUUGCAGAGUAUGAAAACAUGCAGGGUCUCCCUCCCAGCAGCCCGCCUGAGAAUGUUGGCUUGUCUUACUGCGCUCACUUAGGCCAAAAGGAAAGGCUUUCUCCGGGAGACCGACUCUCGGAAGACCAACCAACAGACUUGAGUCUUCCCAAGUCUUCUCCUAAUGACCUUUCCUCCUCCAAGGGCUCUCUCUGUGGCCUCCCUCAUUCCAUUAUCACCCCUAUAUUUCAGGGGGCCAACAACCAGACCUCAAAUGUGGACUAUCACCCCAGGGCCUGCCGCGUCUCACCCAUGGCGAUGAUCCCACCUAAAAAAAGUGUAGACCGCCCUCCGAGGGGCGGCGGGACUUCUCAGAAUGAUCGCGGUGAGGACGUCAUUGGGUACAAGGCGGAGGAAAUGGUGCGGCCCAUUCUGAGCACCAAAAGCAGCCCUCAGAACAUUGGUGCUGCCAGGCCUCUGAAGAGGAACCUGGAGGAGCUGGAGAACGGGCUCCCCGAGAAGAAAAUCCGGGCUGUAACACCCAUGCACUCCGCCAAGGACGCUGCAGGGAGAGUUGCAACGCCAGAUCUCGAGUGUGAGGUCACAAAGCCAGCAGAGCCUGUCCACGCCAUGCACGUCAACAGCUACGCGGAGAGCCACAAGUUCCCGCUCCCCUCUCCCAUCUUCCCGGGACUGUACCACGGGGCAUUCGUAUCUCAGGUGCAGGACAUGUGCGACGGACUCAGCUCCUGCCUCCCAGCCGGGUACUCGCACCCUCUGCAGUACUUGAAGAACCAGGCUGUCGUCUCACCUCUGGUGCCGCCCUUCGCCAUCCAUUCUCUCAUGAUGCAGAGACAGCUGCUGGCGUCCACAGCCAGCCCGCCCCACCUGUACCGACAUCCCAUCGGGGCUUCUUACGGGGACCUCCUCCAUCACGGCCUGUACCCUGUGUCCGCGCUGAACGCGCAGCCGGCUUUCAGCCCACCUCAGCUGCCCUCCGUGCACCCGAGCACCAAACUCUCCUGAGCGAGCCAGAACCGGCAAUCCCACCGGCAUGGCAGCGGUGCAUUUGUCUUACCCUCCGUCAGACUGUCGUCCUUCCCAGCCAUCACGGCAGCGUGGUGACCGAUGGCGGGCAGUGAACUGCUAAAGACACUUGAAACUAAGAACAAUCGUUUUUUUUUUUGCACCUGAUUAUUUUUUGCCACUGAUGUUCUAUGAUUUGCACAUUUAUUCAGACUUGGGCCAGUUUGGGCCGAUCAUUUGUCGUCCUGGUGACACCGGUUGCAGGUUCCGGUCACUGUGCGGUUUAAAAAUACUGUGGAGGUGACACGGCGCGGAGGCUCUGAGGACUCUGGGGGAGCGGCGUGGCCCUCGAGUCACAAGGCCGGCCAUCCAAAGGACAGAAAGGCGCCGUGCGACGAAUCCACGCGGCGUUUCCCUACGUUCGCGUUCUCCUCGUUUCGAACACUAUGGAACAUUACAGAACACUGUUAAUGCAACUAUAAUCAAGGUUUACGGUCAGAAAAGUUCAGCGGUCAUUUUAAUGUUAUUCUUCGUUGUACAUUUAUUAUUUUUUUAAUUUAACUGUAGCUCCCUAGUGGUAGCUUCAUUUCAAAGUCCCGCCGGUUACCACGAGCAACUCCGUACUGUUGGAUGCAACACUUUGGGACUGCGGUUUGCAGCAAAUAAUUCUGUUGCGUGUAAAUAAGAGCAGAGCUGUUUCCUGUCAGGAUCCCUCCGCUGCGGCGGCGGGAAAACGUGAAGCGGGCUCCACAGAAUGUUUCGGUCGCUUUGCGAAGGAUCCCCUGGAGCUUCCCUCAUCACGUAGCUGCCAGGCGUUUGCCAGAAUGAUCCUAAAUAAGUUUCUCGAGUCUAGGACUAAGGUGUUUGUACAUACAGAAGCGAAAUUAUUAAAACGUUUUCUAUCCUGUUUCAUUAGCUACUGUAACCUCUGACAGCUCUGAACGAGAAGUGACAAACACGGGUGGGUGUUUUUGCGAGGAAAAAAAUGACGUGCAAUGUCCAGAACUACUUGGAGUCAGAAGUUGGCUUUUUCCCUGCUGGUGUUUUUUUU